This is a messenger RNA of Anisakis simplex (herring worm), 264 nucleotides long. The record is from the annotation of a GenBank genome assembly. NCBI's taxonomy places the organism in Eukaryota, Metazoa, Nematoda, Chromadorea, Rhabditida, Anisakidae.
AUGAAGUCUAUUCAGAGUGGCAUUUUGGCCGCAUUACCGCAUGCAGUUAUGGGUAUUGUGGUUUUGUGUGGUGGGCAAUUAGCUGACUAUUUACGUUCGCAUAAAAUACUCUCCACAACAAUGGUCAGGAAGUUGUUCAACUGUGGAGGAUUCGGUGGAGAGGCAUUUUUCAUGUUGAUCGUUGCGUAUGCUGACAACGCAAGAACGGCUGUUAUCGCGCUUAUUUUAGCUGUUGGUUCCAGUGGAUUCGCUAUUUCAGGUAUA